GUGCGGGCAGCAGGUUGGGUGGAGCGGUCGCUGAGGGGACCGUGGACAGCUCCGGUGUGAGCGGCAGAGUAACGCCGGAGGAGGAGAGGAGGACAUGGGGGAGGACCAGGCCCGGACCACCGACACUAACACACCGAGUUCAUGUACACACGCCGGGGAGGAGACGCGAACACACCGAGGAGCCGGACAGGCCUGACGAGCACCGGGGAGCAGCCGACGGAGUGAAGCCACCGGGGGGGCGGGGGGACGCGGUUCUGACCCAUCCCGGGGAGCAGCGGCGGAGGGACGGACAAGGAGGAGAGAAAAUUCCGCUCGACCGGAUGGACUGAGCCAGAUGAAUGAAGACUGCCUACACUAACGCCUAUCGAUGCCUGGCCAAGGACCUGGACGCUUACGCCAUGAAUACGGACAUGACAAUGGACGGCAUCGGCAGCCUCCACGGCGGGGUGGCGGUGAGCUCCGUGGCCCCUGACGCGGAGCUGAUGAGCGGCCACAGCCCGCAUCACGGCCGCGGUGGCUCGUCGGGGGGACACGGGGCGGCGGCGGCGGCUGCAGCGGCGGCGGCGUCCACCCUGCGGAUACACCAGGACCUGGCCUCCCGCUCGGCCAUGGUGUCCGGGAUGGCCACCAUCCUGGACGGCAGCGGGGAGUACCGGCCGGAGCUGUCGCUGCCGCUGCACCACGCCAUGAGCGUCCCCUGCGACACGUCCUCUCCCGGGAUGGGGAUGAGCGGCACCUACACCACGCUGACGCCGCUGCAGCCGCUGCCGCCCAUCUCCACCGUGUCCGACAAGUUCCACCAUCACCACCACCACCACCACCACCAGCGGCUCUCCGGGAACGUCAGCGGCAGCUUCACCCUGAUGCGGGACGAGCGGGGGCUCCCGGGCAUGAACAACAUCUACAGCCCGUACAAGGACCACAUGUCCGGGAUGGGUCAGAGCCUGUCCCCGGUGCUGGGCAACGGCCUGGGCUCCAUCCACAACACCCAGCAGGGGCUCCACAACUACGGCUCCACGACGCACGGCGGCCACGAUAAGAUGCUCAACUUCGACCACACCGCCUCCAUGCUGGCCCGGGGGGACCACCACCACCAGCACCGAGGCCUCGCCGGCCCCGCGGCCGGGAUGAUGCCGCACCUGAACGGGAUGCACCACCCGGGGCACGCGUCCUCGGCGGGACACCACCCGCACCCCCACCUCCAGUCUCCCACCCACGGGCCCGUCCUGGCGUCCACCCGGGAGCGGCCGCCCUCCUCCUCGGGGACGCAGGGGGGCAGCGGCUCGGGGCAGCUGGAGGAGAUCAACACCAAGGAGGUGGCGCAGCGGAUCACGGCGGAGCUGAAGAGGUACAGCAUCCCGCAGGCCAUCUUCGCCCAGCGGGUGCUGUGCCGCUCCCAGGGGACCCUGUCGGACCUGCUGAGGAACCCCAAACCCUGGAGUAAACUAAAGUCCGGCCGGGAGACCUUCAGGAGGAUGUGGAAGUGGCUGCAGGAGCCCGAGUUCCAGAGGAUGUCCGCGCUCAGACUGGCAGCCUGCAAACGGAAGGAGCAGGACACGGCGAAGGACCGCAACAACACGCCAAAGAAGUCGCGGCUGGUCUUCACCGACCUGCAGCGGCGCACCCUGCUGGCCAUCUUCAAGGAGAACAAGCGGCCGUCCAAGGAGAUGCAGAUGACCAUCUCACAGCAGCUCGGUCUCGAACUCACCACCGUCAGCAACUUCUUCAUGAACGCCCGCCGCCGGAGCCUGGACAAAUGGACAGACGACGGAGCCAGCCCCGGCGCCCAAUCGUCGGCGUCGAGCACUUGUACCAAAGCGUGAUAGUCGACGGCGAGGACGGGGAUAAAGGGACGGGGGUCGGGGUGGGUUGGUGUGGGAGGGACGGAGGUUUCGGUCGAAAGCGAGGCGGAAAACUUUUUACGAUAUUUUUGUUCGUCUGUUUUUGCUUUGGGUGACAAACUGAGAGAGGGGCUGCUCACUGCCACGACUUGUUAUAGCCGAAACCGCCUUUUGUUCAAACUCAUCGUCCGUCCACAAAGAAGCCAAAAAAAAAAGGGUCAAACUCACCUCUAAAAACUAAACCUCACUGGGGAGGGGAAACAAAACGACUUUUUGAAUCCUAGGUUUUCACUGCUACACACUAGCCCAGAUACCAAAGACUAGAAGACGACGUGUGUUUUCUAUUAUGCAAUAUAAGCUAGGAACCAACCAAACACGAAACCAAGGAAAGCUUUAUGACUGCAGAAUGUGAUGGAAGCUCUGGGACGAGAACAUUUUCUGUUAAACCCUCAAAAUGUCCAAAGACGCAUCGGUUCCGGUGCAAAAUUCUCAUUGAGAAGAAAGUUUUAGAAAUUUACAGGAAUUCAGGUCAGAUAGUGGAGGUUUUUUUAACCAAAUCAAAGACAAAUAAGAGUGUAAAGAGAAAAUCUCAGUCUGAAAGGAUAAUCUCAUUACAAAGUCUAUUAACUAGUUGGACUGAUUGAGAUUAUUUAAUCAAAAAGUACAAAAUUCUUUACCUGACUCAGUAAACUGAGGUUUGACUACGUUGCCGACAAAACUAUCAAUUUAUAUAUCUUCUAUUUGACAGCUGGAUAGAAAAAGUGUUAAUUUGACAAUACAGUCUCUGUUUUUACGUUGAAAACUAACUAAAGACCAAAAUUGAAGAGUCGGUUUCCAAAAUGUUGACCAAAGGAAAACACAUGAAGACUGAUUACUGUGUUUGUAACUAAUACCCAACUUUCUUUUGAAAAAUGGUGAAAUUUCUACCAUUUUAUUUGGACAAAACUCUUCAAUUUUAUCUAAACAUGUGGCAACAUGUGAUGAGCUUCGUAUAACUUAAAGACCAGAACUGAAGAGUUGUUUUCCAAAAUGCUCCAAAAUGAAAAGCUGAUUUCUGGAAAACUGUAACUAAAAGUGACCAACUCUCUUUCAAAAAACUAUGAACAUUUUGCACGAAACUCUGCAGUUUUACUUUAAAAAAAAAAAAAGAAACAUGAUGAUUUUCACAUAGAGACAAGAAUUGAAGAGUUGGUUUCCAAAAUGAAAAGUUGAUUUCUGGAAGCUUUAGCUGAAAAUAACCAACUCUCCUUUGGAAAAUUACAAAAUUUCUGCCAUUUGUUUUGGACGAAACUCUUCAGUUUUACUAAAAAACAGCAGCAUAUGUUGAUUUGACUCUUUAAAGGGGACAGUGAGGAUUCUUUCAGUUAGGAAAUGACAAUAUAUGCAAGCACAAACACACACCAACACACACUGACACCCACCAAGGCACAUGCAACUUCCUCAUGAUUUGAGCCGACACGUAGAAACGACGAAGCUUCCUCUGCUUACUUAGCGUUCAGUGGAGUCUUAGUGAGACAUGUGAAUAUGAAUAUGUACAAUGUAUGUGAGCACAAUCUUGAAGCACAUUUUCUUUGCAAUAGAACCGGAGCUCUCCGCCAAGCCGAGUGGUCUUCACAUCUUAGAAAAACUCAGGAUGCCAUUUUUUCUAAACAGUGGCUGAAAUCCAUUCGGCGUCUGUCGUUACACACCGUACUGUACCGAUGUCCACAGCAACACACACACACACUUUCUCCAACAAACACACUUGCUUUACAGUAACACAACUUUAAAGAGUCAUUUCCCAAAUGUUUCCCACAAUUCCCUGUUUUCUGACCGACACUGUCAGCUUGAACCAAAGCUAAGCUCCAGUUUGCCCUGGCUUCACCCACCCCAUCAUACGUGUUACCAUGGUAACUCAUCCACGAGGGCUUUCCACCAAGCAUCUUAGAGUUAAAACAGUCUUCGUUGACAAUUAGAGCAAAGAUUCUGUUUAUGCUGGUGACUGCUGGUGCUGUUUGGUGACCAUUUUUAACCACUGGAGCCAAAUCUGUGGUAAAAAGUGGAUUUAAAGAUUUGAAAGUGCAACUUGUGAUGCACAAACUCAAGAUGCACCAUCUUUACGUCUUCAAGACUGUAUCAUUGGCUUCUCCCUGUUCAGAUGGCCAUAAAAUCUUACAAUUCAUUCAACAAAGUCCUUGUUUCUCACAGUAUCCAGAGGAAAAACUGCAAUCCUUAACACAAAUAUUUGCCAAAAAAAAAGCUGUUUUCAUUGGAAUUUCCCAAAAAGUACUUGGGUUUACCCACAAUAUCAAGUCAUACAAGCAAGAGUUAGGCAUUGAAUUCAAGUUCAAAUUACAGGUUGUUGAAAAAAAUUCAACAGAAUACUGAUCUUCAAGAGCUUGUGGGCUUUCAAACCACUGGUUUAUCGAGUCCUUUCAGCCAAAAUUGUGGAAGAAGCACAAAUAUAACAAAACAAGGUUGUCUGGCACUCAAGGUCUUGGUAUGCUGUUAGAGAAAGUUACCAAAACUGUCAGAAACGCUUGAAGAACAGAAUCUUUUAGGAGAUAAGACCUACAGGAAGCUAGUUCUUAGCUUCAAAACAUGUCGGGGAUUUGUGCUUACUUUGUUAAAUUUUGAUGGCUGAGAAAGGUUGAAACAUGCUCAGACAAAUCAGAUUUUGCCUUUUUGGUGCAAAUCCAGCUGUAAAACUAAGAUGCUUUGUGGAUGCCUCACACCAUCACAGAUAUAAACCAAAUAUACCAACCAGUAACUCAAAACCACAGAGCCGUCCGAACCGGCGGAAGACGAACUGUCCAGGCGGAUCAGGGCCUUUGUAAUAGUUAAAGAGGACAAUCUAAAGACGAUGCCUGGCGAGUUCGUCUCUUCCAGAAGGUCAGCAGGCUGGAAAACAACUGGAUGUGUGUAAACGCUGCAAACAAAUCAGUUUAAUAUGGUUUUACUUUGUUGAGAUGAGCCAAUCUCCCACUUUCUUGUUGAUUGUGGAUACAUCAGCUGCAAUCCAGAUGUCCGAGCGGUAACAAAAACUCAAUGCUGGGGUUUUGUUUGCAGCGUAAGAAAGUUGGAUGUCUGGAAAAAGGGAUGUUCAGCCUCAGACAGACAGACCGAGACCACAAAAGAUUUCUCCAUCUGUCUCUGUGGUUUUGCAUUUUGCAUCCAAACAUCCAAAUCCCUCAACACCCGUUGAUUUUAACGUGAUACCGUCACAGUGUACAGCUUUUACAUGCGAUGUAAAUACUAAUGCACCCAAAAAACCUCAACCGCCAUCACCUCCAGCUCUGUUCUAGCAGCCUUCACCAUCACCUCAUCCAUCAUCUUUCACUUGAGCUAUCAAACCAAAAAAAGAAACCAAACCAAAGGAAAGGCGACAGUCAGCAGCCCCUGCUCCUUAGAAACCCCAGGCUGAGUCUCGGCCUGGUCAGAGGCAAGCCAAAGGCUUUAAGAACGAUUUAAAAUGAAAAAAAAAUGGACACUUGAGACUUUUUCUAUUUAUUGACAAAUCGAAACCAAAGAAAACCUUUUUCUGCACCUAACUGUUCCAACAAAUGGAAAAAACUUACUGAAGAUCGAAGAGAAUUAUUACCAAAAAAACAAAACAACAAAAAACAACAAAAAAAGAGUGGCGGCGACGAUGUUGAGGACGAUAACGAGGAGAUGGAGGAUCGAAGGAAGGAAGACAUCGCGGGAGUGAAGUAGUAGCUUUGUUCUGCCUGAUGUUUUGUCAGGGCAUCUUUAAGGGGAAGCAAGUUGGGGACUGAAAAAGGGUAAAAAAAAAACACACGGGAAGGAGGGAAGGAACAAAAUCGGAGGAUGCCGGCGACCAUUUUUUCUUCCCUCUGACCCUUGAAGUAAAAAAGGCAGAACAUUAAUGUGUCUCUCACGGUUGAAGAGUGUCUUUAACGUGUGCCUAUGCAGUUUUUCAAAGUAAAAAAACGGUUAAAAGAACAACAGAAACCUCAUCAGCUAACAAACCAAAGAUUCACGUCAACUCCAGUAGCAGUCCUCCUCCCCCUGUAAGGGAAAAAAACCCUCCUCUUUGGUUGACCAGCAUGUUUUGGGUUUCAAUCUAUGUUUUCUGCUAAACAUUCUGGGUUAGCAAGUCGGCUAAUCAAGCUAGUUUGUCUUUUAACUAGUAGCAUUUCCUUCAUUCUGUUAGCCUCAUUAAAAUCGACAAACUUGGCUUUGAUUUUUCCUGUAGAGACUUUCACAGCUAGAAGUCUUUUAUUUUGAUGGGUUAUUCCCAUAAGAAAUCCUUAAGUCGCCCAACACUGAUCACAUAAAACCACAAACUUCUUCUCCACACAAAUACCAAAACAUUUAAGAAUCCAUCAUAGUUUUUCCACACAGGUCAAAGUCUACCUCCAAUAAUUUCCACCAUUCUGAACCAAGAUCCAGAAAAACACCGACUGUUGCUUGAAAUACUUCCACUUUCCAUCUCUGCUUCCACCUAGUCUUAGCAUUGGAACCACAUUUUUACGUUGUCCCAACUGUUGACGAUGCUAUAUGGAGCGUACAGUGCAUACCAAAGAUUUUCUGCUGUACCAACAGUAGCACACAGUCACCUUUUCUGUCUUCCAUAACCCCAUCAGUUCAGAUCAAUCACUUUCCUUGACACUUUUAAACCCAAACCCAGUAAAAAAAAAAACAGCAAAACCGGAUAGGCUCCAGUCGUUUCAGGCUGGAUUUACCAACAUUUGAAUCGACAAUUAAAUACAAACUGGAAAACGAAGCUAACUGGAAAAAUAUGAGUUCAAGAUUUGAUAAUAUAAACUUUGAAAACAGGGUCGUGGCUACACUGAAUAUAUACAGAAUGUUGGAGAUCUUUUUUAGGGAUAAAGAUACUAAGGAACGUCAACUGGUAUUGACAGAUAAAUGCCAAAAACCAUUUCUUUGGAUAAGGAACACCCCAAAUAGAAUGUAUUUGUUGUACUGAGAAACUUCUGCAAAUUUCUACUACUGUUUGCAGUGAAAAAUUUCCUUUUAGCUCCCAGAAUGUUCUUAAAGGUAAAAAUCUAACUUUCUACAAUGCGUUCCACCGAUGACAUUCUCAAAAAGAAAGAAUGUUAUUAAUACGUAAAGAACGUUGUGUCAUCUAGAGUCUUGAUAACGCCUUAAUGUUUUCUGUGUUGCAUUGAGAACAUCGUCUAUCUGUUUUCAUUGGGGAAGAACUUUCUACAAUAUGUUCCCUCAAACCAUCUUCAGAACAUUGCAAGAAGAAUGUUCCACCUUUGUUCAUAAGUUUUGACAAGAACAUUUUCUAAAAAUCGUUUGAGGCUUCGAUAACACCUGGAAAACAUGUUUUAAUGUUGGUUUAAAGAACAUUCUUUUGUUAUUAUGGAACAUGGUAAGAACAUUCUGCAAACUUUCUCAGAACAUAUUUGUUAAUAAAUCACAUUAUAAGUAAGUUGUAUUUAAAAAAAUGUCAUCUGAUGCCUCAAAAACAUCCAAAAAACAUUUUUUGGAAUAUUGAUUCAAGAACCUUUGCUAUCAUGGAACAACAUCUCUAAACUUUAGAUCUUUACAUUACCCUUAAAGGAACGUCAUUAGAAAUGGAAAUAUCCUUAAGACGAUCUUUGAAUAUUUAAUCGGAACAUUCUUCUUAAAGAAUUUCUGGAACCUGUAGGUAACAUUAGCCAGUGUUGUAGGAACAAUGCUAAAAAACACACAAAUCUAAUCACUUUCAUUGAUUAUAGUGAAAGGGUUGUGUUCUUCCAUGAGUAUACAUGUUCAGUUUAGUCACGGGACUAAAAUCCAUCAAGAAAACAAAGGAAAGAAGUUAGCUAAGUUGAGUUUCGGCUUACGAAAUAAAGCACUGCUGGUUUGGGUGGAAAAGUUUUGAAACAUCAACAUCAAAUUUUCGAAAGUAACUUGUUUGUCGUAGCUCAUGCUGGAGCAAAAUCCCCACAAAAGGAGUGAACACGCCAACUGUCAUAGCAAAGAAAAUCCACGUUAGCUUGUUCUUUAGGGGGGAGGAGCUGCACUGCUGCUAAACAAUAAAACAUGAAACAACCAAAAAAGUCAACACCUGCUGAGAGAAACUGCUAAAAUAUCGGUCAAAUAGCUUUAUCCUUUAGUUUUCUCUCUGUCUUUCUGUGUGUAAAGCUUCUAGUCCAAAGAAAUCCUCCGCCCACCUGAUCCUGCCGUCCUGCUGGCCACGCCCAAUGGAGGGGCGUGGCUUAUGGCUCAGGGGGUGGCGGCCAUUUUCCAUUCCCACUUGCAGUUCUGUCUGGAUGUAAAAAAUAUAGGCUAAACCUGCCAAACCAAAACGUAAAAGGGUAUGAAACCAAAAAACUAACCGUCCCAAAGAGGUUUUCAUCGCUUGUUUAUUUUGAAGUACUUCAAAUUAUUUGCCAAUACUUUGUUAUUACGACCACUUUGUUCCUUCCAGGUUUUUGCAAUAUGUGAUUUCUUUUUAUUUAAUGUAAUUUAUGUUUUCUUUUUAAUUGUGAAUUAAUUUAAGUGAAGAAAUUUUGUUGCCAAAUCUCCCUCUGAACCCUUUUCCCCUUGACGAUGAUUAGCUUUGCCAAAGUUUACAUGUACGUUCCCUUUUCUUUCUGUUCGAUGCUGUAUUUAUUUAUGAGGUGUUUUAGAACACACUAGUUUUGUACUUAAUAAUAAUUUAAUGUUAUUUAAUUAGAUGUAAUUGUUUUUUGACGAAUAUUUAUGAGUAUUUAAGAAUGUUAGUUGCAUCAAAGAUGCAGUGCUUAUGCCAGGCCCGUUAAUUUAUUCUUAGUUAGCUUUACUUUAAAAAGCAAAAUGAAAUGUUGUGUUAUGAAUGUUUAGACUUAAUGACAGAACAAUGUAGGAAUGUCAGAUUAGACUCGCGUGCUUCUGAAUGUCAACACUUGCUCUCACUCUUUAGCCAAUCCAGUUUUUAUUUAUUUUUUUGUCCUGGGAAUGAUUUUUUCUUGAAUUGUUUGUGGGAAAUGAAAACAAUCUUAUGACAAAUAAUAGCCGACUGAAUGAUGAGCACUGCAUCUGUUUUCUUUUGUGAUUUUUAUGGCUAAUUUAUUUUGUUCUUUUAGUUUUCGCAUCCUGCUGACCAUUGUUGAACAAGCAAUGAAUUUCAGACUGAUGUUCUAGUGACACUUGAUCAGGUGACAUAAGGGCCACACGUUGAUAUAAACCGACUCACCAAAGAUGACUGGAAUCCUUGAGAGGCCAAUAAACUGUGUGUUUACAUCCACGCAGCUUGGACGCUGGUUACGCUGUUAUUUACGCCACGAAACGAUCACAUUUAGAUGUCCUGAAAAGUACCGUUUUCUGCCCAAGAAAGACGGAUUGCGACAUGCAGACCAAACUCUUGUUGCAUUUUAGCAUCAAGAUAAUAAUUUUACGUAGUUCACUGAAGGGUAAAGAGGACGUAGAUGGAAAGAUGGUUUAACUGAGUAUUUACUUCGCGAUCACAGAAAAACGUUCUCUUCGAGAUUCAAAAUUCAAUCCAAACCAUGAUGUGGUGUUUAGUCUGACACUACUCAACAUAAAAUCAGUUAAUUUCCAAUUUUUUUCACGUCCCUCUGUUGGUUUGGGGGCUUAUCUGGGUUACAUUAUUGAGGAUUUCAGUGUAUGACUGCGUGAAUGCAAACACACCGACUUGUUUCGCCUGUUAGGAAGGAAAACUGAGGAGUCCCUUAAAGCUAGCUGCUUCCAAGACUGACUUUGUCUGUGUGUAAAAAGAAAAAGAAAAAAAAAACCUUUCUAUUUCAAUAGUGAGAACCAGAGAGGCUACCUCACUGACUUUCCAUUUGUCCUUUUAAUCGUGUUGAUGAAACCAAAGAAACCAAAGAUUUGUUUCCUCUUCGGUACGGUCUGCGCUCAGCUCCAUGCUUUUGUGCUUUAAUGACGAAGCCACAUAUUCUACCUUUUUUUAAUUUCCCCUUUUCUCUCACUUUGUCUUUCUGCCUUUUCCCGUUUCUACCUUAGAUUCACGUCGCCUCUUCUCCUCAAAAAGAAUAAGUGUGAUGAGGGGAAGUCAUGUAGCAUCAGGCCGGAGGCAGACUUAGAUCAUCGAAAAACGGAUUUUGUUGGUUUAAUCAGUCAUGCAGAUAUUUGCCUUGAAAUUGUCAUCAUUUUUAACGACCUGUAUUCCAGAUUUUCAAACUUAGUAAUUUGUCAGAAGAAAAGCCUCAAACUUAAGAGAAAUUGAUAUGCAGAUAAAUGGACUUCUUUAAAUGACCAUUUGACACAAAAUAAGACUGUGAAUGACCAAAAACAAUAUGUUGCACUGUAAUACAGCAGCGUCAUUGGUUUUAUGGUGCUAAAAUUAAAACUAGUACAAGAACAUUAAAAAUAGUCCUUCAACUAGGUACUGCAUUGUGAAGUAAUAAGUUUUUGCAUUCUGUUUAGAUACUCACAUCCUGUUUCUUCAGCAUCAGCAAGUUCUCAGGUUUGUUUUUAAUUAGAUGGCUAGACGUUACCAACUUUGUGCUGCAAAGCAACUUUAAAGAUGCAACGUUGCUGGGAUCCUGUGUUUUAGUGGCAGGAAGCAGGGAUGUUAAUGAUUAAUGAUAAUUGUGCAUUAAUGUUUUAACCAAUUAAAAAUAUAUGGACUGAUAAACACAUGCAUUUUAGGAAAUGGGUUGUUGAUGAGCUGUAGUACCUGGUUGCACCAUUAGGGGGAGCCUCUUGUUGUGACCUGAGGCCUGAGGAGGCGGUCAUUUGGAGUAUUAGCCAGGAAUGGGGUAACAUGACAAAGACUUCUGUUGUGGUCAAUGACCUCCGACAAGGGCUCAUUUAUUCAAGACAACUUCAAGGCUACUAAGAUGACAAAUCUACGGUAGAAGGCGGUCAUGAAAGAACUGAUUAUUUGGUAGACAUUAAGAGCUAAUGGUUAAACAUCAUCUAAUCACACAUAUAUUGGCUAUACAACAUAAAGUUGAAUGACAAAUCGAUUACUGAUGACUGAAUAAUGUCGAGGGCAAGGAAAAUUUGCAUUCCUAGUAGGAAGACCAACAAACUGCUUGUGACUCCUGUAUUUGUUAUAAGUUUAUGAAGUUUAAUGCAUACAGGAAAGGUUAAUAUUAAACCAUUACCAUCUAAAAAUACACCUAGACCCCUAAUUUAUCUAUUGCAGCUCAUGGAGAACAUGUAUUUAAGCAUCAACAUGCUGUCAUGUUCACAGUGGCAAUGCUAAAAUGUUGUUGGGUAACCUUAACCAUCUUCAUUUAGCAUGAAAGCAUUUGUUAAUUAGCACUAAAGAGAAGGCACAGCAUCAGAAAUCAAAAGUCAGAGAAUCACCAGAAUGGAUUUUUCCCAUUGGUGCCGUGAAUAUCUGUUCCAGAUUUCAUUGCAAGCCAAUAUUUUCUACAAGUUUGAAUGUGGAAAGAAGUGGUGGAAAAUCAGACCUGUACUAGUAUCUCUACAGCCACAGUGUGGACUUUGCUAAAAAUCUACCAGCAAUUACUUUAAUUAACAUUACAACUAAAAACUCUUGACCCACAGGAAACCCAACAUGACACAUCCAAAAACAACUAUUCUUAUUUCAGUGCAAAACAUCUGCAUCACAGCAAAUAACAACAACCCCAACAAAUCUGAGUUGUCGAUGUUCUUCUUUGUUCUGCUCUGUGGGCCUGACUGCAUCCACGAAAAAACAAAAAACACGACCCUGAGAUAGAUGAUCUGAAAAUACUCCUCAGACCUUUAACUGAUCACACGUCUGGUUGGAAAAGCAAAACAAACUAGAGAGGAUUGUGAAGCAAAAGAGUCAGAUCAUCUGCAUACAACUUCACAUACAUUAAAAUCAAGGCCCACGACACUACAUCUAAUCAUCUCCGUAGUCAUUAAUAUUUCAUCAUAGGAGCAAUAUGCAUACAGGAGUAUAAAUGUCCAGACCUCCAUCUGUGCCAUUUGGCUUCCCUUCUCACAAGCAUUUGGCUUAAAAAUCAACCAGGGAAGCCAAACGGCAGAGGAACCAAAGGAACCAACCUCCGAAAAUCGCAUCAAUAGUUCAAUCUCCUACUUUGCUUUUCCAAACCGGGCCGCUUCAGAAACACAGAUGUAGAGAGCGCUUUCGUUGCAAAGUAUGAGAUAACCUUGGAUGAGUGCCUUGCUUGAACCAAAGCGAAGUCUAGACCUCUCUGUUGUGCUGUAAACUUCCUAUUCCUGUGAAAAAGAAAAUACCUCAGCGUCGCCGUCGUAGUGCGGCUCAUGCGCCUGAGUUUCUUUUCUGCUCUCUGGAGCUUUGCAAUGCAAUCAAUGCAAAGAAUUCCAGAGCUAAUACCAAAGGCUUCCUGUUCUCUUGUUUUUCCUUUCUCUUUUCUGAGCUGGGUUUCCACAGUUUGAUUUGGUUUUCAGUGUAGCUGCCACAACCAAAAACUGUAGAAUACCAGAAACUCAAGGUAGUCUGAACCGUAAAGAAUCAACAGAAAAAGGGGAAAAAAACGUUUGACUUCAAGGUUUUCCGUUGAUGCGGAGGAUCAAAGACACUUACAAACUUUGGUAUCUCACUAUUCAUGAGAUCACAAAAGUUGCACGUUUCUUCAACGUCACAAAAUUUCCUUACAUAACAUGCUAGCAAACCCGUUUUCUCUGUAUCGUCAAAUAGUUUUAAAAGUAAAUAGACUGUCAGGAGGAUCACGGCAUCCUUAGAAUAAAUGUCAACAGUAUUUACAGAGAGUUUCACGAGAAAACAGGAUAGUUAUUUUGAAAUUUCAUCAUAUUGAAUCCAUGAUGAACGCAUAGUCCUUUCAACUGGCUUUCUUAUGUUAGCAAACCCGUUUUCUCAGCAUUAUCAAAUAUUUCUUUCAAGUAAAUGUAGUGCCAGGACCAUUUUAGCAUUAUGAAAAUAAAUAUGAUGAAUUCUGAUGACAAUAACAUCAAUACUUCCCAAGAAUUUGUCAAAAAAAGCAAAGUGAAACUAAAAGCAUGUUAUGUUGAAUCCAUUAUGAACGCAUAAUCCUGCCAACUGGUUUUCUUAUGCUAGCAAACCCAUUUUCUCUGUAUUAUCAAAUGUCUUUCAAGUGAAUUAACUGUAUCGUGAAAAUUAAUAUAAACAGUAUUUCACAAGAGUUUCACAGGAAAACGGCAUAGUUAUUUUGAAAUUUUAUGUUGAAUCCAUGAUGAACGCAUAAUCCUGGCAAUCGGUUUUCUUGUGAUUGGGAAGUUUCUUAUCACAAGAUCUCGAGUCUUUAACCUUGAACAAACCUAUUUAUUCAGUCAGCAUUGGUGGAAAUUCAGCUCUUUCUUUCUCUGUCCUCCCUUUUCCCUCUUUUCAAAUGGUUGCAAAGCUUUAAACGACGAAAAUACAUGGAGACAAACUUGCGAGCGUUGUGCGCAGACCGUGCUCUCUUUACCAAACUGUUGCAGAUAUACCUCAUAGACACUAGUGUUAGGAUGAUGUUAUAAUAGCGUAUGUCAUAAAUUAUUCACUUGCUCUUCUUCCUUUUUUUUGGUAAACUGUAACUUUAAACCAAUGUGGGGAAAAAAGCUUUAUACAUUUUUGAGUUGUGGUUUUUUUGUGAUAGUUAAAAAGGUGCGCUAAAACCAAAAAUUGAAAAAUGCUUGUCUUCUUCUUCUAUGCUGUCUUUCUUGUUGAUGUAUUACUGUUCUCCCUCCAUCCAAUCUGCCGAGGACGGAGGGGUUCAUGAUUUAAAACUUUUCUUUCUAUUUUUUUUUAAAAUCUCUGGUUCUUUUGAAGGGGUUUUCGUCAUCCUCGUGGAUACUUUUGGGAACAAAGAAUCUGUUUCAGCCCAGAAUUAUACCGGCUACUUUGAUCUGUUUGUUUUGUAAAUUUAAUUUCAGGUUCAUUUCAAUGCAUUUUUCCUUUCCAAACUCAUUUUGGCAUCCUUCCUUUCUUGUGUUGUAAUGCUAGCAUCACAUUACAUAACCCAUACAGCAGUUCUAUAGCCCAGAUUUUAUGCAUGAGUAUAAUUAGCUAGCCGUGUAAUGCAUUGUGAUUCUUAUUAUUAACGUUAUUAUUACCAUCUUCUCAUUUCAAUCCUGACACUUUACGCUCUACACACAGAACUUUGUGUUGCAUUAGCUCGACCUUUGACCUGCUGAUGUAAAACCUGAUUGUUUGCUUCCAUUUAAAUCAGUUGCAGAGCGUGCAGCGUUAGCAUGUGGCAUUAGCACCGACAGUGAGAUAGGAUCAUGACAGUUCUGAUAGUUUACGGGUAAAUUUCUCAGCUAAUUUGGAUACUUGACCUUCCCAUGAUACUUUGGGCAGAUGAGCAAUUCUGGCCUUAUUUAAAGCAAACUCAAGCUGCGUUAGCUAGCUUAGCUUCUACACAUACCAACACUUAAACCUGAAGUCACAAAUGGUAAUGUUUGGUGGUGUAGAAAAGUCCAAACUUUUUGACAAAGAAGCCCUUCUGAGCAGGGAAGGCCAUUGUUUCAAAUUCUGGAUUUGCACUAAGAAUUUGAUCUUUUUAGCCACUAGGGGUCAGAAAGUGACAUUUAGUGCAGAAACUUGCAAUCAAAACCAAAAUAAGUCCUUGAAAUGUUUCAAGAACAACAAGAGCGAGAGAACAAACGCACUAAUGAACAAACAGAAACUAUUUGUUAGCUUGGAGUUAGCUUAUCGUCGACUCAAAAGAUGAGAUAAACUAAUGAAGAUGAUGCUAAAGUUACUUCAGUGUUUUAGCGAGACAAGAAUGUCAAACGGUAAAUAUUAAUUGUGAAUUUUAAGGUCAACAAGUUUGACCACAGCGAUUGUAUUUAUGUUUAUGCAGUGUUAGCUAAAGACAAACAGAGCACUUCCAGUUUGACUUGUCUUCCAUUCUCAGUUAGCUUUUGAACGCGAAUUCCAGAAAAAAAAACAAUGGACCAAGUAUUUAACCCCCAGAAUAAACUGUGUAACUUUACUCCCUGAAGAUAUUCCCACUUAUAGGUUUUCCUGUUGGAUAUUGAUGAAGUUGUGCCCAUAGAUUUAUAUGCUAAAUGCAUUAGCCUAAACCUGUGCUGAUUACAAUUUAGCUUUUGGACAAACUGGUUUCAUUUGUUGCUAAUAUUGUGUAAAAUCGCUAACAUUAAAUUUCUUAAAGUUUCUCAAAUACAAAAGAAAGUAAAAAAUCCAAAAGGACAAUAACUUGGACAAACAAGGUUUUGCUAACAAGCUAACAACAUAAAACUAAUUCGUUAAAACAGAAGCUCCAGUAAGAACUAAGCUCAUCUGUUUCGAUCCCAAUAUCAGCAGCAAGAAGUCAGAGGUCAAACAGGUGAAUCCAUGAUGUCAGUUUUUAAAUAAAAUCACAAUCAGUCCAUGUUUUAAGUUCCUACAGGAGCUGCGAUGGAGAAAAAUUUCAGCAGUUUAAUCCUAUAACAACAUUCGAUCAAAUUAUCCCAUCACAUAUUUCCCGCCAAAACCUCACUUUCCCCCCAAAAUGGUACUUAAGUCAUUUGAUUUUUGGUUGAAGGACAUUUUUUAUUUUUUGCCUUGUCUUCUGCUUCCUUUUUUAAAAAAUUUCCUUUCAUAGUUGUCAUACAGUAAUCAGAAUGAAUCAAAUGAUGCAUUUUUAUUUUUGACAUUUGUUUGGAACAGAAAAAGAGAAGUGACUGCAAAAACUUGUGGUGUGGAAUAAAAUGAUCAGACAUGAAGGAGAUAUUUGGAGAAUUUAUGUUGUUCCACUCUAUGUAUAAAAGAAGAAAAAAAUCAAUAAAGAAAUCACAAUGGUCUUAUCCAUGCACAA
Molecule: messenger RNA, 15466 nt
Organism: Acanthochromis polyacanthus (spiny chromis)
Lineage: Eukaryota; Metazoa; Chordata; Actinopteri; Pomacentridae
Gene: onecut2
Product: one cut homeobox 2
Exons: 2
Coding region: 339-1823 (494 amino acids)
Biological process (GO): regulation of transcription by RNA polymerase II
Cellular component (GO): nucleus
Molecular function (GO): RNA polymerase II cis-regulatory region sequence-specific DNA binding; DNA-binding transcription factor activity, RNA polymerase II-specific
Source: RefSeq, a predicted model, not a curated record